GACGUCACAAUGUACAGGAGACACUGCCACAUUAGCUCUCUGUUUCCAAUGAGACACAAUGCUCACUUUCCAGAGCCGUGACUUUUCCAAAUCAUAACAGGAAAUGAUGCUCCAAGCCCUGGCAAGCAUCCCCUGUGCGCGGCUGAUUGAACGGAACCGAACAUGCUGGUGGUUUUUCCUCUUGAUCUUGGGCUACCUGCUUUACCUUCUGAUAGGGGCAGCAAUAUUUUCGGCCGUGGAGCUGCCACAUGAACACCUUCUCCGGGAGGAGUUGCUGGACUUAAAGCAUCUCUACCUGCAGGAGAAUGAGUGUCUGACUGAAGAGAGGCUGGAGAGGUUCCUGAGCCGAGUUCUAGAGGCCAGCAAUUAUGGGGUGUCAAUGUUGAACAAUGUCUCUGGGAACCCCAACUGGGACUUCACUUCUGCCCUUUUCUUCGUUAGCACAGUGCUCUCCACCACAGGAUACGGGCACACAGUGCCGCUCACUAAUGGAGGAAAGACCUUCUGUAUCAUUUACUCCAUAAUUGGGAUCCCUCUGACACUCCUCCUAAUCACUGCACUGGUACAGCGGAUCAUGGUGCAUGUGACCCACAGACCCAUUUCCUACAUCCACCUCCGCUGGGGGUAUAGCAAGCAGACUGUUGCUAUCAUUCAUGCACUGCUCCUAGGGUUCGUGGCUAUUUUGUGCUUUUUCCUUAUACCAGCCGCGGUUUUCUCCUCUCUCGAAGAAGAUUGGAAUUUCUUAGAAUCUUUUUACUUCUGCUUCAUUUCCCUGAGCACCAUUGGCCUUGGAGACUAUGUGCCCGCAGAGGGGCAAAACCAGAGAUAUCGCCAGCUGUACAAGUUUGGCAUCACUUGUUACCUGAUCUUGGGCCUAAUUGUAAUGCUUGUGGUUCUGGAGACUUUCUGUGAGCUGCAAGGGCUGAAGAAAUUCCGGAAGAAAUUCUUUAGGAAGAAAGUGAAAGAAGGAGACAAAAUAAACAUCAUAGAACACGAUCAGCUGACCCUUGCGUCCAUUUCAGAACAAGCUGCGUCAUUAAAGGAGGAGCAAAUGCUGAAUGAACUCUCUGCAUCUGAUGGUCCACUAAAUGGCGAUCAGUAGGACAGGCUUGUGGCCAUUAAGGAUCUCAUAAAUAAUAUAUAACUCUAAUUCACACACACACAAAAAACUUCCAUUUAUUUUUUUUAUUAAAGGAAAGGUUCUGAUCAAAAAGAACUAGAGGCGUGACAGAGACAGUGGGGGUCUGAUACAAUGUGCAGUUGACCUGCAUUUUAUUCCUCUAGUUUAAUUAUUGAACGUUUUGUUUUCUAGUCUGGUACUGAUCAUAUGCUGCAAAUCUUACCGUCAUUUUCCCUAGCAGACUGUUGACCGAAUGGAACAUAACUAAUCAAAUUAUUGAAUAGGAACUUAAGCAGUCAAAUGAAAGAGAAAAUAAUUAGCAAUAAAAAGUUAGCCUUC
This is a messenger RNA of Xenopus laevis (African clawed frog), 1459 nucleotides long. It is a transcript of the gene kcnk1.S, whose product is annotated as potassium channel, two pore domain subfamily K, member 1 S homeolog. Gene Ontology annotation, molecular function: monoatomic cation channel activity; metal ion transmembrane transporter activity; potassium ion leak channel activity. The record is from RefSeq and is marked predicted. Gene Ontology annotation, biological process: potassium ion transmembrane transport; stabilization of membrane potential. Lineage: Eukaryota; Metazoa; Chordata; Amphibia; Anura; Pipidae. Gene Ontology annotation, cellular component: plasma membrane; recycling endosome; apical part of cell.